Molecule: messenger RNA, 1170 nt
Organism: Linnemannia hyalina
Lineage: Eukaryota; Fungi; Mortierellomycota; Mortierellomycetes; Mortierellales; Mortierellaceae
Source: the annotation of a GenBank genome assembly
AUGUCAGCAACACACGUUCAACCAAAGAGCUCGCCUCGGGAACUGUCAAAACGCAUGUUCUUCCUUGCAGGCUACUCGCUGACCGGAGCCGCACUCAUGGGAUCGUCUAUCGGUCUUGUUAUCUACCAGAGUCGUCAGUUCUAUGUCUUGCACCGUUUCAGUCGUUCUGACGAGAUGCACCCCCACCAUCAUCACGGCCGCUUCCAUGACUUUAACAACAGCCAGGCGUUUGAGGGACAAGAUCAAGGUUUGAACAGCAACAUUAACCACGACCCCUCGACGCACGGACAGUACCCACACCCUCGCUUCCAUGGCGGCGGCCAUGGCCAUCACAGAAGCCUUCAAUCCCUCUUCUUCUCAACCUGGCUCCCAAUCAUGGUCUGGUUCACUUCCCUCCUCACAAGCUCAUUCCUCAUCGCCGCCCGGAAAUGGGUUCCCCGCGCCAUGUCUGCCCGGACAGGCGUCCUCGUCAGUCAGUGUGUCUUUGCUCUCUUCUGGAUUCUUCUGGGCGCGAUGCAAGAAGUUCAGGAACGUCUGGUCGCAGAACGGAGAGCUGCUCGGACGAUGGGCAUGAACCCGAUUGCUGCAGCGAUGGAGGAUUCGAACCAAUUUGAUGUCAUGUUUGAGCUGAAGGAACAGAUCCGGUCGAUGAUCGUGCCGCUUUGUACGGUGUGGUACUUGACGGUUAUUCUCUUGGGCUCUGCGACGGGGUUGUUGACGGCGAGUAGUAGUUUGUUGGAGAAACAGCUUCACGGAGAGUAUGAUGAGGCUGUUUAUGAGCAGGAGGAGGAGAAGGAGGAGGAGGAGAAGGAGGAGGAGGCAGUUUUGCUGGUUGCUGAGGAGAAGGAGGCAUUGAUGAUGGAGGAUACCAAGCAGCCAUUGACGACUCUCACACAGCGACAAGACUCCGGAAGAUACAACGCUGGAAGCUUCUCGAGAUACACGACCCCUCAGCGCGUACAAUUGGGUCUGUUGAUGUUUGUACUCUUCAUGACCCAGAUGAAGCUUUUCCAUUGGAUCAUCCAGGCACGAUCCUUGCAGGCAUUCAUUGACGGAACCAGCACCUCAGUCUCGUUGACCUUGACGCUUGUCGGACUUGUAUCUGGUACCGUCAUGACCUCCCUUGGAGUCCACUUCCUCCCCAGGACCGCGUCAUCUUCGUCCGCAUAA